AUGACGACAAGCACACGCAAUGCAGCGGCAGCGAUCCGGCGCUUGACCAUCGAGUACAAGCAGCUGACGACAGAUCCAAAUACGCUCUUUCCAGCGGUCGGCCCUAUCUCGGAAGACAACUACCUCGAGUGGGAGGCGCUGUUGCCUGGCCCCGACGAUACGCCCUUCGAAGGCGGCGUAUUCAGCGCGCGCCUGUCGUUCCCGCCCACAUACCCGCUCGAGCCGCCGACGAUGCGCUUCGAUCCGCCGAUUUUCCAUCCGAAUGUGUACCCUGAUGGCCUCGUGUGCAUUAGCAUUCUGCAUGCCGCUGGCGAUGACCCGAACAUGUAUGAAUCAUCCGCCGAGCGGUGGUCACCCGUGCAAUCCAUCGAAAAGAUCUUGCUGUCCGUGUUGAGCAUGCUGUCCGAGCCCAACAUCGAGAGUGGCGCCAACAUUGACGCCAGCAAAAUGUACCGCGAUGACCGCGCGAAGUACGAAGAAACCAUCCGCAAGCAGGUGCGAGAGCAAUUGGGCCUGUAG
This is a messenger RNA of Malassezia restricta, 519 nucleotides long. RefSeq names its product ubiquitin-conjugating enzyme E2 G2. NCBI's taxonomy places the organism in Eukaryota, Fungi, Basidiomycota, Malasseziomycetes, Malasseziales, Malasseziaceae. The transcript has 3 exons. Gene Ontology annotation, cellular component: cytosol; endoplasmic reticulum. Bases 1 to 519 code for a protein of 172 amino acids. The record is from RefSeq and is a predicted model, not a curated record.